This is a messenger RNA of Saccostrea cuccullata (small rock oyster), 1176 nucleotides long. Its product is annotated as kelch-like protein 23. The record is from RefSeq and is a predicted model, not a curated record. NCBI's taxonomy places the organism in Eukaryota, Metazoa, Mollusca, Bivalvia, Ostreida, Ostreidae. The coding region runs from base 157 to 792 and encodes 211 amino acids. The transcript is spliced from 4 exons. Gene Ontology annotation, molecular function: protein binding.
AAGAUUACAAUUCAGGCUGCAGUGCAGUGAGAUAUGCAUAUGAUCUAACCUAUACCUUAAGGCAAUCCUGAAAGAUGGACACACGAUAGCGGAUACUAUUGUAAAAUACACUGAACAGGAAGAAGAUUAGUAGAACAUUAUAAAGUUUAAAGAAAUAUGGCGACUGAAAGCAAAAUACCAAAGUUGUGUCAGGAGGAAGCGUGUGUAUCAGAAGAAUGUGUCACUGAACAGGAAGAAGAUAAACCAAAAUUACAUUUUAUGCCUACCAAUGUCAUACUGGAAGUAGAGGGUCGGGAUAUACACGUCAACAAACAGGUGUUAUCUGACCACUCACCUGUGUUUAAGGCCAUGUUUGAGUUGGAUUUCACCGAAAAACACAAAAACAAGAUUCAAUUGCCAGGAAAGAAAUAUGACGACUUUGUGUACUUCCUAUACACAUUUUAUUAUCCAGAACGUUUGGAUCCUGUAACAGAAAAUACAGUAUUGAGGAUUGCUCCACUGGCUGAAGAAUAUCAGAUUUCUUUGGUAAAGAAACAAUGCGAGAAAUUUCUCGAAAAACUUUGUAAAAGCACCGCUAGAGAUGUGGAUAAACAAAUCGAGAUCUCUACUCUUGUGGAAUACACUGCUUGUGCUGAACAAUUCAACAUGGAAUCUGUACUUCCUUCUGCCAUCCAGUUAUGUGCAGAGUGCCCUACGGAGUCUUUAAAGCUAGCAGGAAUGGAGAAUAAGCUUACUGAUGAUUUACAAAAAGUAUUUCGGAAUGUCGAAAUUCUUUACUGGAAAAAGAAUUGAAACCAUACUUUGUUGCAGACUCACAGCAAGAUUUUUUAAACACUGCAGUUUUGAUGUGGGACUCUCUCAAUCCAACGGAGAAAAGAAAAUGCGAGGAUAGCCUUGUUUGUUCUUGUAAGCACCAAUUGGGGUCGAAUUCAUCACAGCCUUCUGCUAUAUCCCUACACAAUCUUAUUGGAUACAUCAUUGCUGCUGAAAGAUUUCAUCUGAAGAAUCUCUUGAUGGCAGCGAUUGACCUUGCAUCUAGAUGUAGUUAUAAGAAAUUGAUAAAAGAUGAAAGAUACCAAAGAAUGACAGAAUCGUCUAGAACUAAAAUACUUGAAAAGAGAAUGGAAUUGUUUGAGGAUGAAUUAGAUAAGUAUAGGGGAGGAAAAUCAGCAUCAA